UACAAGAUGGCUUGCUACGACCUGUGCUCCACCUCCGCCUGCGGCGUCUACCGUCCCCAGCCCCUGGCUGACAGCUGCAACGAGCCCUGUGUCCGCCAGUGCCCUGACUCCACCACUGUCAUCCAGCCACCUCCCGUCGUCGUCACCUUCCCUGGCCCCAUCCUCAGCUCCUUCCCCCAGGAUUCCAUUGUGGGAUCCUCUGGAGCCCCUGUCCUUGGGGGCUCUGGGGGCUACGGAGGCUAUGGCUCCUCCCUGGGCUAUGGGGGCCUGUGGGGCUAUGGUGGCUAUGGCUCCUCCCUGGGCUAUGGGGGUCUGUGGGGCUAUGGGGGCUCCCUGGGUUACGGGGGUCUGUAUGGCUAUGGUAGACCCUAUGGUUCCAGCUAUUGCAACCCUUACUCCUACUGGUACAACAGGUACAACCGUGGGAGCUGCGGGCCCUGCUAA
This is a messenger RNA of Chroicocephalus ridibundus (black-headed gull), 444 nucleotides long. RefSeq names its product scale keratin-like. The record is from RefSeq and is a predicted model, not a curated record. Gene Ontology annotation, molecular function: structural constituent of cytoskeleton. Bases 7 to 444 code for a protein of 145 amino acids. The transcript has a single exon. Gene Ontology annotation, cellular component: intermediate filament. NCBI's taxonomy places the organism in Eukaryota, Metazoa, Chordata, Aves, Charadriiformes, Laridae.